Brienomyrus brachyistius is the source of this 936-nucleotide messenger RNA. RefSeq names its product F-box/LRR-repeat protein 14-like. Gene Ontology annotation, biological process: SCF-dependent proteasomal ubiquitin-dependent protein catabolic process. Gene Ontology annotation, molecular function: protein binding. The transcript has a single exon. Bases 1 to 936 code for a protein of 311 amino acids. The record is from RefSeq and is a predicted model, not a curated record. Gene Ontology annotation, cellular component: SCF ubiquitin ligase complex. NCBI's taxonomy places the organism in Eukaryota, Metazoa, Chordata, Actinopteri, Osteoglossiformes, Mormyridae.
AUGCCAAAUAUCGAAAGCCUGAAUCUGAGUGGCUGUUAUAACUUAACGGAUAAUGGCCUCGGGCAUGCCUUUGUCCAGGAUAUAUCUUCCUUGCGAGUGCUGAACUUAAGCCUGUGUAAACAGAUCACAGACUCUAGUCUGGGCAGAAUCGCUCAGUACUUGAAAAAUCUGGAGGUACUGGAGCUAGGUGGCUGCAGCAAUAUCACCAAUACUGGCCUGUUACUCAUCGCUUGGGGCUUGCACCGGCUGAACACCCUGAACCUCCGUAGCUGCCGGCAUGUGUCGGAUGUGGGUAUCGGUCAUCUGUCCGGCAUGACUCGCAGCGCGGCUGAGGGCUGCCUCAAUCUGGAGUACCUGACCCUGCAGGACUGCCAGAAGUUGACGGACUUAUCCCUCAAGCACAUCUCCAAAGGCCUGACCAAGCUGCGAGUCCUUAACCUAAGUUUUUGCGGCGGUAUCUCGGAUGCCGGCAUGAUCCACCUCUCCCACAUGACCAGCCUGUGGAGCCUUAAUCUGCGCUCCUGCGACAACAUAAGCGACACGGGCACCAUGCAUCUGGCCAUGGGCACUCUGCGCUUGUCGGGUCUGGACGUGUCAUUCUGCGAUAAGAUCGGCGAUCAGAGCAUGGCUUAUGUGGCCCAGGGCCUAUACCAGCUGAAGUCGCUGUCGCUGUGUUCCUGUCACAUAAGCGACGACGGCAUCAACAGAAUGGUACGCCAGAUGCAUGAGCUGCGGACAUUGAAUAUCGGCCAGUGUGUUCGGAUCACCGACAAGGGCCUGGAGCUGAUCGCGGACCACCUGAGUCAGCUGACGGGGAUCGACCUCUACGGCUGCACAAAGAUCACCAAACGGGGUCUGGAGCGCAUAACGCAGCUGCCCUGCCUUAAAGUUUUGAACUUGGGACUCUGGCAGAUGACCGAGGGUGAAAAAGUGUGA